AGUGGUUCCAUGGCUCAAGGGUUGGCUCAGGGCUUGCCAGUCGAACAGAUUGAAGCGUGUGUCCGAUGGAGCGCCUCUUGACGGCGACUUGUCUUGCCUUGGCUUGUGGGCUGCAACCUGCCACGGUGGAUUGGCUUGUGGCCAAGACCGAGGAGCAAGCUGGUGUGAAAGAAACAGACGACAGGCUGACAUUGAGCAAUGGACUUCUGGCCCGCGAGUUUGUCAAGUCCCCAUCCUUUGGUACAGUCAGCCUCGUGUUAAAUAGCACGGCCGACUUUGCUGGCCCCAAAGAGAUUAUUCGGGCUGUGAAGCCCGAGGCAUACGUACAGCUGGAUGAAGUGAUUUAUGCCAUCGGCGGUCUGGGGCAGGAGCAGACAGUCUUGGCAUAUCUGGAGAGAGAGAUGCUGAAUCUCACGUCGGAUGCCAAAGCAUUCCAGUACACAAAUCACAGCUUGGCCUCUCCAGAGACUCCCUACCCUUGGACUCCGGGCACGCGACACAGCGAUGCGACGGCUUCCUGGCCUCCGAAGGGCGUUCGCUUGGAUGUGGACUUCGUGCCUCCCUCGUCGGCUCCAAGCAAGCACAUUGGCGUGCGCGUUCGCCUCUCCUACGAGCUCUACGACUCGAUCCCCCUACUGAAGAAGUGGGCAUACAUCACCUGCGAGGCUUGCAAGGAACCAGUGCAAGUAAAGCACAUUGAUGUAGAGGUGCUGGGCGUGAACGCACCAUUUGGAGCUCACUUGGGGCACGGCAGUUUUGCGCCUGGCCAGGAUUGGGGAGGGGCGCCUGACGAAAGCACCGUGGCAGCAACAACGCUCCUCCAUGCAAAGACGGAUCAGGCACAUGGUGCUGCGUGCAGCUGGAUGGACGAUUUCUUGAGCAGCAGCUCGCCAGGGGGCUACAAAGACGAGGGUGCAGUGGAGUCCACUUUAAACUGCACCUACACCAACAAUGGGCCUGGCGCGUUUGUCGGCAGAGAGGAAGCGUUCGAGAGUUUUCGGGCAUUGAUUCUGGCCCAUGACUCCUUCGAUCUUGAGCGACAGUCCCUCGGCCGGGCGCGGGUAACGGAGUUGCUUGCGCCGGCCACUACCGAGAAUCCGAUCUUCUUCCACGCAACAGACGUUAGCGAGAAGGGUUUCAAGACCGCCAUCGAUCAGAUGGCUGAGGUCGGCUUCGAGAUGAUCAUCUUCUCAUUCGGAACUGGCUUCACUCUGGAAACUGCGGAACCAUCGUAUCUGCAGAAGAUCAAGGGUCAGGUAGACUACGCCCGUUCCAAGGGCAUCGAAGUUGGCGGCUAUGAUCUCAUCUGCCUGGACCGUGGGCAUGGCGGUUACGGAGGGAACGUGGGCGACGAGUGGGUCACGACAAAUAUCGAUGGCAGCUUGAAGGAGGACGCAUGCUUCGCAUCUGGCUGGGUCGACAAGCUCAAAGGUCUUGUCUUGAACUUCAUCAGCGAGACUGGCUUGGCAAGUCUGGAGACGGACGGCCCUUACGGCGGAGGGACCUGUUCCUCUGAGAAUCACAGCCACCACCACGGUCUGGACGAUUCGGUCUACAGACAGACGCAGCAGCAGGCCGAGUUCUACAAAUACCUUCGCUCACUGAACGUGUAUAUCAACCAGCCGGACAAUUUCUUCUUCGCCGGCGGCAGCAAGACAGGCAUGGGUUACAGUGAGAACCAGUAUUCUUUGCCCCGCUGGGAGGACCUGAUGAUCAGCCGUCAGGGCAUGUACGACGAUCUCUACAUUCACACACCAACACAGGGCUGGAUGUUCUUGCCCAUUGUGCAAUACCACGGAGGUGGGUCUGCCGCAGCAUUUUCGCCGCUGGAGGACAACCUGGCGGAGUAUGAGUGGGCUCUGGCGCAGUAUCUGGGUGCAGGCGUUGCCGCAUGCUACCGUGGAGAGCAGCUUUACGAGGGUCCCAAGAGCAAGGCCGUGCUUCUGAAGUGGAUGGGGUUCUAUCAAGCACACCGGGCAGUCCUCACAAAGCCCGUGGUCCAUCUUCGCCGACCUGACAUGCAGGGCUGGGACGGGUGGCUUCAUGUGCACCCUUUUGCGGAUCGCGAGGUCGCUUUGGCCAUGAUCUUCAACCCUACGCCACGCUCGCUGGAGACCAGCAUCACCUUGCCGCUCUAUUAUAGUGGCCUCACAGGUUCGGCGAUGAUUUCGCAGGGCUUCGAUGGCAAGGCCAUUGAGUACAAGCUUCGCGGGAACAGUGUUGCAGACAUUCAGCUGAGCAUGGCGCCGCGAAGCAUCACAUUUUUUGUGGUCUCCCGCCCAGGUGUCAAGGCUGUAGUGGUGUGAUUUGAAUCUCGUGGCCCAUCUCCACUGGCAACGCGUGAAUUGGCCAUUAGUUGCAACUAGUCGGAAGGCACUGGCAGAGAUGAUUCGUUUCUUUUCUCGUCAGAGUUUCGGCCCCGGCGUUUUUGGUACAGCGCAUGCCACUUUAGUGCGUGCCAUAUCGUUUCGAAAGGCACAGUCGGCUACUGGCCUGGUUGCUUCGGCCCAGGCUUGACAAAUUGUGCAUGCCUGGCAGCCCACUUGUGAGCGCGCUCCACACUCUUCAGCGCGGUAUGCACUGCAACAUGCAGGCAUGCCUGAAGCACACGGCAUAGAAAGCAGGCGUCGAGGCCGCUUUCCCUGGGCGGAGCAGCAGUAGGCGCGCGCGCGCGUUGGAGGAACCAACAAAAAAGAGAUGUCCUGUGGCUCCUCGGCCACUGCCCCCUCACCGCGCGCCAGUCUUGGCCAGCCUGGGCGAGAGCGGGCGCGGGCGGGCGUGGCCGCACGUGCCCCCAGCGGCCCGC
Prorocentrum cordatum is the source of this 2806-nucleotide messenger RNA. Lineage: Eukaryota; Dinophyceae; Prorocentrales; Prorocentraceae. The record is from the annotation of a GenBank genome assembly.